Cornus florida is the source of this 2061-nucleotide messenger RNA. RefSeq names its product squamosa promoter-binding-like protein 6. The coding region runs from base 139 to 1626 and encodes 495 amino acids. The record is from RefSeq and is a predicted model, not a curated record. The transcript is spliced from 5 exons. Gene Ontology annotation, molecular function: DNA binding. Lineage: Eukaryota; Viridiplantae; Streptophyta; Magnoliopsida; Cornales; Cornaceae. Gene Ontology annotation, cellular component: nucleus.
AAACCAUUCUCACCCAUAAUUCAAUUUGCUUUCUGUUAACUUCUCCAUUACAUGAAUAUGAAUAUUUUUGCAACAUUUUCUCGAAUGGGAUUUUCUCUCUGUUAAAUUCAUAUCUGGAAGUUUAAUUCUGUUCUAAGAAUGGAGUUCUGGAGUCAUGCUUCAGAAGGAAAUAAUCUUUUGAUUUCUAACAAUAUAGAUUCAUCAGCUCUUGCAAGAACUCGAAAUAUAUCAACAGAAUGGGAUUUCAAAUCCCCAUCUAAUUUUGAUAUGUUAGUCCCAAAUAGAGAAGCAGUUGAUUGUAUGGAAUUUACGGAAUUGGGUGUUUCUGAUAUGAUGAGAAAAUCACUUAUUAGUAACCCAAAUUUGGGAAUUUUAGCUGGUGAGAGUGGUAAUGAUUCUAGGAAAAGAGUUCCUUCUACCUCUUGUGUAAUUACUCCGAGUUCCUUUCGUGGGGAAUUGGAGCCAGGGUCAAGGUUUUCCGGUUCUGUCGUGGAAUCCGAUAGUAAAAAAUUGUCUCUAAUUGAUUUGAAGUUGGGGAAGUUAGCUGAGUGGAGGGAAGCCAAGAAUAGUAGAUUGUUGGAUUUAUCUUCGAAGGGAGCUUCCUCCGCAGCAAAGAGAGCCCGGACAUUAAAUUCUUACUCUCAGGCUCCGUUUUGCCAAGUUUAUGGUUGCAACAAAGAUCUAAGCUCCUCAAAAGACUACCACAAAAGGCAUAAAGUUUGCGACGUUCACUCAAAGACUGCUAUAGUUGUUGUUAAUGGCAUUGAGCAAAGGUUUUGUCAGCAGUGUAGCAGGUUCCAUUUGCUGGCUGAAUUUGAUGAUAGUAAACGCAGUUGUCGCAGACGGCUUGCAGGCCACAAUGAGCGCCGAAGAAAACUCCAACUUGAUACUCACUCUGUCAAAUCACAGAAGUUGCUUGAGUACUAUCAAGGUGCAAGGUUUCUGGGGACUUCUUUGCCAAAACAAACAUCCUUUGUUUUUUCAGACACACUUCGUGGUGGUUUCUGUAGUCCGGAAGGAUAUAACCAAGGUAAUCGAGGCAGGCAUGUCAAAUUCGAAGUGGAGACAAUUUAUAGUCCUCAACUAAUGAUGCCUGUUACGGAAGGCCAAUCACAUAUUAAAUCGUUUCUCAAUCUGCAUCAAAUGGACAAGCGAUAUCCUUCCACAACAUUUUCAUCAGGGACUGACUACACUAUUGUUGAUAAGGCAUCAACUGUUCAAGAAUUAUCUGGGAUCUCGAACUCCAGUUGUGCUCUCUCUCUUCUGUCAGCUCAAUCGCAAAAUUUGUCGAGCCAUUCGGCUGGAGUUCCCAUGGCCCAAGGUGCCCAUGAUCACCGUGUUGUAGAUCAAAGUUCUGAGAAACCUUUAGGAGUAAGCAUUUUAGAAAACCAGCUAGAGCCCUCGAUGAUUUCUCGUGCUGGUACUGCUGUUGACUUUGAAGUCUGCAAAGAUGAGAUUUUCCAAAUGCCGGAUUCUAUAUACUCAAAAUAUUGUCUUUCUCCGGAAAAUGAGCCCACCGUUGAUUUGCUUCAAUUGUCAUCACAUCUUCAAAAAAUGGAGCAGCGGAGGAAUUCUGUGCAAAUGAAGCAGGAAAAUGAUGUCUUCUACUGUUAUCCAACCAUUUAAUGGGGUUAAGGGGACGCUUUCACGCUCCAUCAGCAAUUCUUAACUAACUCCAUUGGUGCAUAUAAUCGGAAGAUGGAGAAAACUUCUGCUACGGAUUACUACGUAAUACUUAGCCUCGUGACAUUCCAUUUUCGAAGAAAGAGAUCAAGAAGCUAUGAGGUUUUGGUAAGAUAGUGAUCCAAGUUCAAUACUAUAUGUUGUUUCAGUUUGUUUUCACUUUGUGUUCAUUAUUUACCUAGCUCAAGUAGUAGCUACCAUAAAAGAUGGUAGUACAAGAACAGCUUGACACCAACAUAACAUUUUGUAAUAAAUCAUCUUAAAACUUUGACUACUUUAAAGCUUUUGUUGGAUUGGUGAUUGUUGAGAUGGUUAUUUCUCUCUAAAUCUUGUCAAAUUAUUGUAUGGAAAUUCAAACUAAAACUGAAAUUUGAGUGU